AUGGUUUCAUUUUUUUCUGUUUUUGGAUCAGAUCCUAAUUCAGAAGUGGUGGCGUUGUCGCCAAGAACCCUACUCGUGACCAAUCAAUAUAUCUGCGAGAUCUGCAACAAGGGUUUUCAGAGGGAUCAGAAUCUGCAGCUGCACAAAAGGACUCACAAUCUGCCGGCGAGAUUGGAGAGGAAUGAAACGGCGGCGAGUAGGAGGGCACAGGCGCCAAAGAAGGUGUAUGUCUGUCCGGAGAGUAGCUGCGUGCACCAUAAUCCAGAGAGGGCGUUGGGGGACAUAACCGGGAUCAAAAAGCACUACCGGCGGAAGCACUGCGAGAAGAGAUGGGAGUGCAACAAGUGCUGGAAGAAAUAUGCCGUGAUGUCUGAUUGGGAGGCGCACCGCAAAACGUGUGGGACAAAGUACUACUACUGCGGCUGCGGAAGCCGGUUUACAAGGUAA
This is a messenger RNA of Andrographis paniculata, 447 nucleotides long. Its product is annotated as zinc finger protein GAI-ASSOCIATED FACTOR 1-like. Lineage: Eukaryota; Viridiplantae; Streptophyta; Magnoliopsida; Lamiales; Acanthaceae. The transcript has a single exon. The record is from RefSeq and is a predicted model, not a curated record. The coding region runs from base 1 to 447 and encodes 148 amino acids.